This is a messenger RNA of Durusdinium trenchii, 4555 nucleotides long. NCBI's taxonomy places the organism in Eukaryota, Dinophyceae, Suessiales, Symbiodiniaceae. The record is from the annotation of a GenBank genome assembly.
UGUGGCUGAGCAUGCGCUGUCAUUGUGGCUCAACUUUCCCAUGUGCAUAAUUCGUGCAUAGUUGCAAGAUGGCUGCCUUUGCCCCGCUCCUUCUCAUCAGUCUCUUGACCAGAAGCAUUCCCUUGGCCGCCAGAGUUUGUUUUGAUGAUGCCAUCCCAGAGGAGAGUCGUGGCAAUAUCACGCUGGAUGGCGAAAGCAUGCCCAUUGGGCUUUGGGAACUCAAGUGGGAUUCAGCUUCGAUCAUGACCCGUAUCUUCGAAAUCUUGGUUUCCGAAAAGUUGGGCUACAAAGUGGUCAACUUGGGUGGGACCGGCAGCAGCACUCCAGUGCUUUACCGCCUUGGGGGCUGUGAGGAAGCUACUUCCAACCCUCCAAACAAUGGCAAAUCCUUCGAACAGGAUUGUCUUACAAAACCUAGGCGUUUCCACUUCUCUUUUGAGAGCUGGCAGGGUGCCUCAACAUAUGUCCCCUCCCUUCUUCAGGCGUUUGGUGAUCGAGCACCCAUCAAUCUGGGCAGCUUGCAGUACAAAGGUUCAUCGGGAAUGUAUGUGCUUGGUGCCGCAGUCAACGCCGGGUUGCUCGAUAGUGGUCUGUCGUUGGAAUACUACAGCAACUACAAUGCGGAUUGGUUCCAACCAAGUAAGUACACUGCCAUUGUUUCUGAUGUGAACCUCUCUAGGCUUGCCACGUGUGAUGAAGGAGUGAACAACCGGUACAUCUUUUUUGCACCUGAGUACUUGGAAGCAACUGGAGACUCAGAUGCUGUGUACCUCGGAGGCGGCCGAGUGAAGUACAAGUGCUGGGAGGAUAAGUGGUGGAUUAGCCCCGCUUGCCGUAGCAUGCCUCAGAAUUGUUCCACUCUCAUUACUAGCUUUCCAGGUUGGGGCUUUGGUUUGAUGACGCAAUGGGUUGCAUUUCACAAUAUGCCAGUUGCUAUCGGAACUGCAGCUCCUGGUGAUGAUGCAGCACAGGCCUACGUGCAACUCGGCCGGGAAUUGGCCAGCUUGGUCUAUUGGUGGACUCCGGAUGUGUCCUUUCUACGAGAGAAUGCGUCUCCGAUCGUUCUGCCUCCUUUCAACCCGGCAGAACACGCACGCAAGAUCUACCGAACAGGCAGAGAGGAAUUGACUUUGACCAAGUGGGCAGCUGCAGAUAUGGACGUUGUAGCUCAUCGAGCUUUUUCAUUGGCAGGUGCCAUUGCUUUGUCGAAACAAGAAAUCGCAAGUGUGCUCCUGAAGCACAUAGAGCUGAAGGAGCUAUCUGGAGACACCACGCAUUGGGAUACUGCCUGCACCUGGCUGAAGCAAGCAUCAACAGCAUCCACAUGGCAAGCAUGGAUACCAAGUGACACUGCAUGUCCACUGGGCAGGGGUUUGGUGGACUCGCAGCGAAAUUACGUCACUCACCGUGAUCUUGCUGUCGCUUGCGCCGCUUGCCCUGCUGGUAUGUUCUCUCAGGAAUCCGGAGAGACAAGAGUUUCCCAGCCCUGCCCAGCAGGUAGCCACCAGAGUUUACCUGGAGAAGCUGUUUGUGAAGCAUGUCAACCAGGAACAUCUUCUGCGGAGGAGGGGAUGGUGGAAUGCGCCCCAUGCGGGCUGGGAAAGUAUGCAAAUUUCAGUGGGAUGAAGACAUGCAUCCAAUGCGGGGCCAACAUCACCUCAGACAACGAGAAGCUCCAAUUGUUCACCACAAGCCAGUUGGUCGUGUCAAGCGCAGGUCAACAGUGGAUCCCAGUGCAAGGGGCAUCCUCGGAGCAACUUUGCGGCUGCGUGGCUGGAGCGCACCGAACAUCCGCUGGGCUCUGCGCGCUUUGCCCUGAAGGAGCCGCUUGUGAAGGAUCCAGGCUUCUCCUUCUUCAAGGUUACUAUUCGAAAGAGGAAGAUCCUGGAUCGGUCUUCAAAUGCCACGAACGGUCACAUUGCCCUGGUGGGCUUCCAGGCGCUUGUGCCGAAGGAAGGGAUCCAGCUAGCGUAGCUUGCAACUCCUGCCUGCCGGGCCUCCAUUCCGCCGGAGCGCGGUGCAUUCCGUGCGAAGGAGGGGACUAUGCGCUUGUUGGCAGUCUAUUGGUUUGCUUCGUGCUCGCCAUGAGUGGAGCAUAUGUGGCUUUCACGUGGCAAGAGUCCAAAAGUGCCCGCUCCUCGAACUUCGUCGUGGUGGCGUGUGGUCUGGGCCAGCUAGCAACGUCAAUUCAAGUGAUUUCUGUGAUCCAUCAGUUCAGUUUGGACUGGGGAGAGCCCAUCGCAAGCCUGCUGGCGCUCACGGAAUCUUUCACCCUUGACCUUAAUAUUCUUUCCUUUGAUUGCCUUACUCCCUCGGAUCCAGUACCACUGUUCCUAUUUCAUGUGAUGGUGUUGCCCAGUGUUUUGGCACUGGUUUGCAUCAUCCAUUUCUGCACCGUUCUGGCGAAACGCAGUUCGUCCACUUGGCAGUUCCAUCGCCUUGGGCAGGCAGUUGGUUCCUUGUGUGUCGUCUUCUUCAUUGCUGUGUGUUCAUCUUCCAUGCCCCCACUCAUUUGCCAAACUCAUCCCAACAAGCUCUCAACUGUGCGAGCCUAUCCAUCGGUGAAUUGCAAUGGCCGUGAGCAGCAUCUUGCCAUGAUCCUCAUCACAACAUUCGUAUUUUUACUGCCUGCCCUUUUCCUCGCAUCGAGUAUUUGGGUGGUUCUGCAGAUCCCCAGCAAGAUCAAUCAGUCGGAUUUGAAGUUCAUCAGAGCUGCUUCGUUUCUCUUUGGACGUUUUCGCCCAGGAGCAGAAACCUUGGGAGUUUGGCUGUUGCUACGAAAUGCCUUGUUGGUCUUCUUGCCAUUGGCUUCACAAAGUGUGAGCACCUUCUUGAUGAACAUUCUGCUAUCUCUAAGUCUGAUGGCAUCGUGUUAUGUCAAGCCUUGGCGGAUGAAAGCUUGCAAUGACUUGGACAUUUUCCUCACAGCCUGCAUGAUUUUCAUCGUGACUUUGGGAUCGCAUGUGGCUGGGGAUGUCAAUGAGGCUUUGACAAUCACAGCAAGCUUGACAUUGCUCAGUCUCAUUUUUCUCUCACUUCUGGCCUUUAUCUCUUUAGGUUGUUUGAGAUGCUUCCGUGAAAAGCAGAAGGCCUUCAGAUACUUCCUUUCGCACCACAAGAGCAAAGCUGGCAGUUUGGCACGCUGGCUGAAGAUGCUAAUCUUGCAGCGUGGGAAGAGAUUUACCACUUUUAUCGAUGCAGAUGACUUGUGUGACCUGACGAAGCUUUUUUGGCAUGUGGCCCAUGAGACGGUGACCUUGGUGAUUCUGGCGAGUCCCGACCUGCUGAAGCGGAAAUGGUGUGUGGGCGAAAUGGUCACUGCCAGGAUGCAUGAGGUGCAUUCGGUUGUCAUCGCGUGGCCUCAAUUUGUGAAGCCCACUGAGGCCUUCAUCCAGGAAUAUGCAAGCUUCGUGCCUGACAUUGUUCACCUUGGCAAGCACAACAUUUGCAUCGAAGACGUUCAGGAGACGUUUCGCUGGAUGUGUUCUUUGCAGACGUUGCCACUUCCUACGCCUUUGACACAUGGAACCUUGUCUCUUGUGGUCAAUACACUUACGGGCACCUUGUCCAGAAUCAGGCCGUUCAUGUCAGAGACAUCAACCUGCUGCAUCUUAUCAGAUCCCGAAAAUUCGGAAGCCGUUGCAGCUGCAUUUGUCUUUAGUGAGCUGAUGAGCAAGGAGUUUUCCAGGACCUUAGCCUUCUCCCAGACUCUAGUGAUGACGCCUGGUGAGUUAGUUCCAGAGGAGACGGCCUAUGCCAUUGUCGUUUGCACUGGAGGUUGCUUGAAGUCCUUCGAGCUUUGUCAAUGGAUUGUGCAGCUUGGCAAGUCUGACUGCAGAGCUUUGCCUGUCUUUGCGGACGAGGAAUUCAAACUUCCAGGACCAGACCUGCUGAUGGAGCUCAUGACUCGUGAAGACUUUAAUGCUGUGCCUGGGAUGGCAGAGGACUUGACCAAAACCAUCAAGGCGGUUCUUGAGGAGAUUGGGAUUAUGUGCAUGGCAAAGAUGGCACUGCAAGAUGAGUUGGAACUACGUGCCCGGCAGAUUGUGAUGCGCUUGACCCACAAACCUCCCGCACCCCUUUGUGACAAGCUUGGCGGCGAACGAUCUGUUCCUUAUUUUUCGAGCAUGCCGAUUUCUCGUCAGGCUCCCGACAAGCAGGACGACUACGUGAAAUGCAUAUUGUGACGUAUUGUCCAGGAUCAAGAUGUGCCUAAGAACUCUCCAUCAACCUAGCUUGGAGGCCAUCGCUCUUGGGUUAGAGGCCAUGGCUAGGUUGGAGGCCAUCGGAUCAUCGCUAGGUUGAUGGAUGGAGUCUACGACUUGAAUAAGUCGUCAUACUUCUUUUCGAGAAAGAAGAGGUCGCCUAAGGUGUUCUCCAGUUUUCGUGCUAGCGUUUCCACGUGGCCAGUUGCAGCUGAAGUGGCUACUCCGCUGUCAACUAGGUCUGUGGAGAGGAGAGGGUUUCAGGAAGCCGAAAAGAAGCCUCGUUGCGGCCGGGAGAAUGUGUCAAGAUUGUUGAACUUUGUGCCGUCAACCUUGGUUAAACAAAAGAA